This is a messenger RNA of Diabrotica balteata, 414 nucleotides long. NCBI's taxonomy places the organism in Eukaryota, Metazoa, Arthropoda, Insecta, Coleoptera, Chrysomelidae. The record is from the annotation of a GenBank genome assembly.
AUGUUGCACCAGUACACCAGAAUAUUCGGUCACCCUCGAUUAGUGAAGGCUCUAGCAAAGUUCUAUUCUAAAUUAAUAUGUAGCGUCAUUGAUGAAAAAAAUGAAGUUAUUACUACUAUAGGAGCAUAUGAAGAACUACAUGCUGCCAUUAUGGGUCAUACUGAUGUUGGUGACGAACACUUAUCAUAUAAGAUUCGAUUGAAAGAAGUGUUUUCGCUUCUCCAUUUCAAAAAAGUGGAAAUCAGUAGUGAAAGUGACGCCAAAUUGAUUCCAUAUGAGACUAGUGAAGCUGCUAAAAUGGCUACUUACAAAUUAUUGCCGCUAAAAUCAGGAGGGAGGUGCUCGGAGAAAGAUUGCAGCAAUAGUCCACCAGUUAUAGAAGUAGACGAAGAAGACAUCGAUGAAGAUGACUAA